AUGUCGGUUUUCCUACCCCCCGAGACCAUCACGGUCAAGCGGCGCAAGCGUGGCGCCGAAGAUGCGCCUGUCGACUUCCUGAGGGUCGAGGGCAGCAAGCGUUCGCGAAAUGGAGAAGGCAGCUGGGUGUACCGGCUCAAACAAGCCACGGACAUCGUAGCCCCGCAGCCAACCGUACCGACCAUUCAGACAACGAAAGAAGGCGAUGAGAAGAGGCGCAUCAUCAAGCCUCUUCCCCGUCCGAGAUCGCAAAGGAUGACACCCCAGCCCGGCGCCUCGCCAAUCAUCGAGCCAACAUCUACGUCCCAGACAACCAAAGCGACCGAGCCUACUCUUCGACGAUUCCACCUCUCCAAAACCAUUGUAUCGCAAGCCUCAACAUCAGGGCCCGUCUCCAAGAAGCGCGCCAGCACCGUCAUCUUCGUCGAGCGCAAUUCGAAGCGAAAGUCUCUCCACGAGAACCAGACUCUUGAGCAGUCGAGAUCAGUGAACGCCCACAAUGGCCCUGCCGCUGUUCAGCCCAAGCCGUCGACCGGCUACACCUACCAGGAGCCUCCUCCAGCCGAUCCCAAUGACACCGGGGUGAAGCGAUCAUACAAGCGACCCGGUACGAGACGCUUUCAGCCCUCGGCCGAGUCGAAGCCUGGAUCAACCCACCCUGCUCUCCCCCCCUCGCUGGUCAAUCGCAAUGUCAACGUCGACAUGGAUCAGCUCGCCCAGGAAAUGGACGCCUACACACUCAGCGCAAUCACUAGCCAUCUGAGCAAGUUGGAUGAGGCAAGUGCCAAGGCUGCGGAGAGGAAAGCCAAGUUCAAGCCCAAGGCUCCCGCGCUGAGAUACGCACAACGACACCCGGAGGCUGCGGCUGCGGCUGCUCGCACUAAGGAGGUGGCCCCUCAGGCUACUGCUGCUGCUGCUGCGGCGCCAAUGGACGAUGAUAUGGACAUUGAGAUGCUCGACACCUCCGACGAUGACGACUACGUCGUUGAGGAAUACUACCGCGUGCCCGCCAGCCGGCUCAACGAGGAAGAGGUGGCGGCCACCCAGGUCGGUCUGUUGGUGUUCGAUUCCGAGCCCGACAAGAUUGACUUCUUCUUUGGUGCGGAGGAGGAUGACGAGUUUGAGUUUCCGGAGGAUGAAGACGAUGAGAACCACGAAAACUACUACGCAGCCGACUAUCCCGACGAAGAUCUCGAAUGGGACGACGAACUUGACCGCAACCCGUACGAGUACGUGACAGGUAACGCCUCCGACAGGGAGGAGUUUGAUGCGGAGCUGGAUGACAACGAUGACGAUGACUUUGUCAACGCAGACGAGAGGUUCAUGGAUCAUGUCUGGCAGACGAGUAAUGAGAUGGCGGAUAUGGUUGCAUAUGCGAGAGGGUACGACGGUGAUAGACCGGAGCCUGCGGUGGCUGGGUUCCCGAGGGGGUUUCCUUAUGAAUAG
Messenger RNA from Neurospora tetrasperma FGSC 2508, 1446 nucleotides. RefSeq lists its product as uncharacterized. NCBI's taxonomy places the organism in Eukaryota, Fungi, Ascomycota, Sordariomycetes, Sordariales, Sordariaceae. The coding region runs from base 1 to 1446 and encodes 481 amino acids. Gene Ontology annotation, biological process: protein import into nucleus. The record is from RefSeq and is a predicted model, not a curated record. Gene Ontology annotation, cellular component: cytoplasm. The transcript is spliced from 3 exons.